AUGGAAUCGAUUAUUGGUAGACACAGUCGGGAUGAAUCCUUGUCGCGUUCUUCUAUCGCUACUCCCACUGUCCUUGAUGACCAAGAGGAAAAUAGUGAACGCCCAUUUUCAUAUGUGCAGUCGUUAAGAAGAGCAAGGGCUACCGUAUGGAGUGACCAAGGUCGUGCAAAGCCCUUGCAGUCUGCCUCUUCCUGGAAAAGCUCCUCUCAGAAUGGCAAAAAGGAUACCAGUAAAGGAUUGGGAGGCAUGCGGUCUAGAGUCUUUUCUAGUCAGCAUCAUGGCGUAUACCAUACUCGUCCAGCUUCUCUAAAAUCUCGAACAAUGGCCCCUCAACAUACCAUCCUAACACCACGACUUUCUGCAACUGAAGGUAAAGACGAAGACGAAGACGACCUAGCAAUUUCCACGUCUAAUACUACCCCUACUUAUAUGUCUAUGAUUAAUUCGUCCCGUGCUAGCUCUACGCGCAGUGGCAAUGCUCCAUCUGCACCUUCUAUCAUGGGCAUGUCCAUCCAUUCUCAAGCCGAUACUACUCAUUCUGAAGGAUAUGAGUCCAGGAGUGGCUCACCAACUCAUGACAUUCAAUCUUACCUCGUCAAUCGCAGUAGUAGUGAAGAAGAUUCUGAUUGGGAUAGUGGCGAAGAAGGCGUAAAGCGUCUGGUUAUUACCAACGCAGCUAAUGAAUCUGAAUUGGACAGUGACUAG
Molecule: messenger RNA, 705 nt
Organism: Schizosaccharomyces osmophilus
Lineage: Eukaryota; Fungi; Ascomycota; Schizosaccharomycetes; Schizosaccharomycetales; Schizosaccharomycetaceae
Gene: mug123
Product: Schizosaccharomyces specific protein Mug123
Exons: 1
Coding region: 1-705 (234 amino acids)
Source: RefSeq, a predicted model, not a curated record